Molecule: messenger RNA, 3169 nt
Organism: Dermacentor andersoni
Lineage: Eukaryota; Metazoa; Arthropoda; Arachnida; Ixodida; Ixodidae
Biological process (GO): receptor clustering; anatomical structure development
Molecular function (GO): collagen binding; laminin binding; calcium ion binding
Source: RefSeq, a predicted model, not a curated record
CAAAAUAGUGACAGCAGCUGGGAAGGAGGACAUCCCCCUUGGAUGCACGCAUGCUGACGAUGGACGACUCGAGGAGAGAUGUACCGAUCGCGGCAUUCAAGAGUCGAAAGCAAGCGCACGCCACCACGGAAACGCUCGCCACACAGAGGCAGGCGCGGCGCUGUUCCCUCGACCGCCGCGUCAUCCGGCCGAAGCGCGCGCGUUCGGCCGCUCGGUCGGCGGCCCACGCCGAGGAACCUGUUGGGCACCACCCACGCGCCGCGGCCGCUUUUGGGAUGUCCCUGCGCGCCCCGACCUGCGUUGCCGACCAGUGGGCGGUCGGGCGACGGCACCCGCUUCGGAGGCCCAGCGUCGUCGAGGACAUGGAGCGGACCGGGCCCUGCUGCUUCUUCUGGUGGUGUCCACCGUCGUCGGGCACCGUCUGGCUCCGCGUGACCUGUGCUCUGCUCCUGCUGUGCGCCCUGCCGAAAGGAGGCCAAGCUCGGCGUCGGCGCAUAUUUGACGACUGCCCCGAGGGCCGGCUUCCGGUGGCCGAGGCUGACCUCGUGCUCACCGCCACCGUGGAACGGCUGCUCCAGGACGGGGCGCAGGUGAGCGUCCGCGUGCAUCGUCCGCUGAAGGGCGGGCCCCGCGAGCUGGGCGGCUCCGUGCUCCUGGUGGAGGGGCUGGACAACGAGGCGCUGUGCGGCACCCGGCUCGCGCAGGGCGACACGCGCCUCUUCCUGCUGAAGGGCGGCGCAUCCGAGGGACGCACCAGGCUGUUGGCGUCCCCGCUGCGCCUCACACUGCCGAACCUGGACAAGCUGCAGGCCGCCGUCAACGGGGAAUCAUAUCGGAGACGACUGCAUGAGCGAGACCUGCCGUGCGAGGCCAAGUACUGCCCCUGGAAUGGCGACUGCACCGAAGACCGGCUGGGAACAGCGCGUUGCAGCUGUCCGACGUCGUGCGACUUCGAGUCGAAGCCCGUGUGCGCCACCGACGGGGUCACCUACCCCAACCGGUGCAAGAUGCGCGUCGAUUCGUGCCGCAACCAGAAGAGGCUCUGGUCACGCCACCAGGGCACCUGCCACGCUGCGCCGCCGUACGGGUCGCCCUACUGAUCGCGCUCUCCUAUUUCCCCUACGUAGGCUAGCAAUCCCCGUCAUUCCUCUCUUUGCUUUCACUCUUCCUUUCUUUCUCUCACUUGUCUCUCGUGCCUCACCUUACUUGUUCGCAUACAGGUUGACGAUGAAUCUAAAAGCUCCGCGUCGUUUCGAGUAGCAUGACGCCAACCAUGACUUUUUUUCUGCACCUAGUUUUUCCCCCUAAAUUUGAGCUAAAGUGUCGUUAGCACAGAAAAUUAAAUGGGCACUAAAUAGGAAAGGGAUUUCACCUGUACUAGUAAAUUACCCAUCUAGAAUACCAAGGAUGCCACUGUUAUAGCGGAAAGGUUCUUGUUGGCUAGUAAACGCGCAAGUAGAAAAGACAGCUUACGACGGCGCUUGAAGUUUCGGUGCCACUUCGCCAUGACGUCAUAGAUUUUGACGGCAUCUGCUGAGGCCUAGUUGGUAAAAUUAUUGGUAACAAUGAGUUACCUUUUGUGCUAAAGGAACAAAACAUUAAACGUGGCAAGUUUCCAGAACUUACACAGAGCGAACGCUGCCCAGUUGCGAAAAAACACUGUGAAGUCCGUGACCUUACACUGACGUAUGGCUGCAAGGUUUCCGCGCGAAAUUCAAGAAUUCGAAAUUUGACUUUCAUCUUCUCUUCUAACAAUCAACCAAUUAUUGCGGAAUUACUGACAAUAAAGUUUUGAAAGAAUAUUUUAUAAGCAUAACUUUAUUUAGUCCUUUUUCUUUAGUAUCCCUUUAAGUCACGGGACGUUCCGGUUAGGCAGCACGUUCCGUAAGUCAAGUUGACGCAUAUGUUACGUUGUUCAUGAAAUCUUCCAGACAACAUUUCAUGUGGCCCGACAUUUUCUUUGAAGAUCAUCACUCGCCAUGUGCAAAUGACGCCACUGACUCGAAGCACUUUCACUCAUGUGCUGAUUUUUUUUGUCUAAGGAGUAAAGCAGCUGUGAUGUGUUUAGUUCCAUCAGAAGGUAGAACAAAUGGGGAAAAGCGUCCACCCAUGUUAAGACAGGUACUGCACGAGCUUUAUAUGACAGCUCUGAAACAUAUAUGCACAAAGUAACUCUAAAAUAUUCCAUAAUAAUUACGAUCGAGGCACGAAGAUAAAGCUUCCCUGCCAAUUUGUGGCAACUGACGUUUAAGUUAAGACAAAAAUGCACAUGUAGCACUUUUCGCAUCUGUGUCCCUUUCGACUGCCAUGAACUCGAAUCUGAGCGAUCGAUCUCUGAAUUUGCGUACACUGAAGAAAUAUUACGGGGAUUUGCGCUGAGGCGGGCGAUCAUUGAGUGAUGAAAAUAUGGCCACUCUGAGACAGAAGCAGAGAUAGGUCACAGGUUAUAGGAUAGGUCACAGGUCACUUGAUCAUUACCAAUUUCUGAAGACCGAAUCCUGCUCGAGCGGCUGAUCCAAAAUGAUGGCACUACAGCACAUUUUUUAUCAUGCUGAAUGCUAUUUGAGCACUAAAAAGAUAUAGCUGGAAAUAGGUGCUAGUGGUUCUAAGAAAAAAGGGAAGCAGCAAAAACGUAAUAGUGCCGUCUGUGACAUGUUCAGGAUAGCUUGUUGCCCCUCCUACGCUGAGAAAAAACCCAAAAAACACAAGAAGAACAGAACUGGCAAUACUGAAGUAAGAGAGGAAAUAAGAGGUGCACAGUCAAGACAAAUGUCUAAAUAGCUAUCCGAAGGCAAUGACAACAAUUAAGCCUUGGGCCGAACCUCAUUGAGCUGGAGAAUAGACAACGCCAAGUUUCUUGAUAUAUCGAAAUGCAUGGAUGUGAAAGUUAUGAUUUCACAAGUGAAGCGGCCAUUGCAAUAAAUUUUGGUUAUAACCCGAUGGCAGAAGGCUGGCUUGCAGGUGUCUCAUGCUUCUCUCUAGACCACUCAGACUUUGAUAGCUUAGCUAGUGUGUGGGCGCUAUCACAAUUACGAAUUUUGAGUCUUUUAUAAUGAACGCGUAUACUGUACAAGCGUGCUGGAAUAGCCUGGUCGCCUUCACUCUUGUUCUCUGUAGUAGCCAAAGAAAAGUGCACUGAACAGAUUGAAAUAAAGAGAUUUUACGGUCA